AAAGUGUAAUAUCAAAAGGGCAGAAUCCAAACGCGGCCUUAACACGAUUGUUGAUAACAGUUGGUUGGCUUUUCACUAAGGUCGCGGUUAGUUUUUUCCUUGAUCGAUCCAAUUUUGCUCCCGAGCUGCUCAGGAACAGACUCUGUCAUUGAUUUGAUUAGUUAAACCAAAAAAAAAAAUGGAUAGAAUUGUUCAGUGGAAAAAUCAACUGCUACAAUAUGUAAAUCAAGCACAACAAUGGCUUCAACGGAUGUCAUCAACUCCACUUUACACUACUAUUGGCGUUGUAUCCCUAUCAACCAUCGUCAUUUUUUCAAUUCGUUGGUUGAAGCCAAGAAAAUCCAAUACUAUUAUUCUUGCUGGACUAAGUGGUAGUGGGAAAACCGUACUUUUCUAUCAGCUUCGAGAUGGUUCUUCACAUCAAGGAACUGUUACUUCGACGGAUACAAAUGAAGCCACUUUUGUGCUGCAAACUGAUCCCUUUUGGAAGGGAAAGCGAAGGCUCAUUCACUUGGUUGAUGUUCCUGGGCAAUCCCAUCUUCGAUCUAAACUUGAUAAAUACUUGCCCCAAGCAGCUGGCCUUAUUUUUUUGGUGGAUGGUUUAGAGUUUUUACGACAUUGCCCUGCAAUUGCUGAGUACUUGUUGGACAUCCUGACCAAUACUACCGUUGUGAAGAGAAAAAUCCCUGUGCUCAUCGUCUGCAACAAAACUGAUAAAGUAACUGCACAUACCAAGGAAUUCAUUCAAAAACUACUGGAAAGGGAAAUUCAAAAGCUGAGGGCAUCAGGAACUGCCAUUUCAGAAGCUGAUAUUGCUAAUGAGUACACACUUGGUGUAACUGGAGAAGCCUUUACCUUCUCCCAGUGCUGCAAUAUGGUUACUGUUGAAGAAGCUUCCGGACUGGUGGGCGAGAUAUCUCAGGUUGAGCAGUUCAUCACAAAGCACCUAAAGCCUUAGGCUCUGCUACAAUACCUUCAUUGAAAUCCUGUUUGCCAUUUCCAGAGGCAUGAAGUGUGAUAGCCCUUGUCUAUUGGAAGGCAGAUUUAUGGAUGAAUUUGAUCAUAGAAUGCUUGAAGUCAAUGCUGGUCAAUACCCGAUGAAUUAGAAGAAUUUGGAAAUCCAUAUGCAGAUCGAGUUUGGUUCGGUUGUAGAUCAUUUCCCAUGCUUUCAAUACAGAAGCUUUUAUCAUUUAAAUUUAUCGCAAAUUUAUUCUAAAUGCAUACUGCACAAACCAAACUGCCCAAGGCAGGCUAUGCUAAUUGAUACCUUUACUUACAGACAAGUGCCUUUUGCAAACUCCUCAGGCAAAUUGCAUUAAAGGGAGGCAAAAGCUGAGUUUUGGUUUUGUAUAAUGUCCUUUUGAUCCA
Messenger RNA from Vitis vinifera (wine grape), 1368 nucleotides. RefSeq lists its product as uncharacterized. Gene Ontology annotation, biological process: protein targeting to ER. The transcript has 7 exons. NCBI's taxonomy places the organism in Eukaryota, Viridiplantae, Streptophyta, Magnoliopsida, Vitales, Vitaceae. The coding region runs from base 179 to 958 and encodes 259 amino acids. Gene Ontology annotation, cellular component: signal recognition particle receptor complex. The record is from RefSeq and is a predicted model, not a curated record.